Alternaria postmessia is the source of this 1446-nucleotide messenger RNA. RefSeq lists its product as uncharacterized. Gene Ontology annotation, molecular function: acyltransferase activity, transferring groups other than amino-acyl groups. The record is from RefSeq and is a predicted model, not a curated record. Gene Ontology annotation, biological process: secondary metabolite biosynthetic process. The transcript has a single exon. NCBI's taxonomy places the organism in Eukaryota, Fungi, Ascomycota, Dothideomycetes, Pleosporales, Pleosporaceae. Bases 1 to 1446 code for a protein of 481 amino acids.
AUGAAAGUCGACAUCGUCAAGGUACACGAAAUCUGGCCUCGGAGCCAUCAGAACACAUCACCACAGUCUGCCAACUUGCCUAUCUUGGACGCAUGGUAUGCCUACCGUCGCACUGUACCUACCAUAUAUCUCUUUGAAAAAUCCACGAAACCGCAAGACCUUAUCAAACGCCUUACUGAAAGUCUUUCUCAAACACUUGAUAUCUUCCCGCGCUUCGUUGGGACUUUGGAAACAAUUACAAGCCCAGAUGUGGAUGGAAAAGAACUUCAGCGGACCAUUGUCAAAUGGGGAAGCCCUAGCGAUAAGGCAGUAGAACUUACUGAGGCGCAUACCAAGUCGCGCAUCAGCAGCCUGCUUCCACCUACCAUUUUGAAUGAGUCUACAUUCUUAUGGGAUUACUCGCCCUCGUCUCUUCGCACGCUAUUUCCUGCGCCCUGCUCUCGUCCCCCGGGCAUUCGAAUCCAGAUCACAGCGUUCUCCUGUGGUGGUUUCAGUCUCGGGAUCGAUUUUGAACAUGGCUUAGCUGAUGGUUAUACGGCGGGGAGAUUACUGGAGCACUGGUCGAUUCUCUAUGGACAAAUGUUCCAUGGCGAAGACGCGAUAGGCCCAAACCCCCCAUCAUGGCAACCGGAAGUUUUCAGCAGCCAGCUUACUGGUAUUGAUCUAAAAGAGCAAGGCUCGACACUACUUAAGAGAGCUCAAGCGCUUCCCACACGAGGCCCGUAUCGCCGUGCCCUUCAACCGAAUGGCCCUAUCCAGGGAGCCGAAACCAUGUACAACUAUGUGUUACAUAUGCCAGCCACGGAAGUCGAGCAUAGACUCGGAGACCUGCAGUCGAAAAGUCCGAUGCGCUUGACCGACCAGGCAGCGCUAAUCGGGUUCUUCUGGGCAUGUCUCAACCGAGCUCGUGGUCAUGCACAACGGCCACCAAUCGAUCUACACCUGGCGAGUAGCUUCCGUUGGCUUCUAGGAGUACGUGACGGGCUACUGGGCUCGCCGUUCGUCGUGGUCAUGAUUUCCCCUGACGCCCAGAGCAACCCUGCCAAUGCUACCGAUCCAAUCAAACUCGCUACUAGGGUCACGAAGGCCCUCAGCAAGUACGACGAUAAUGCGAUGCAUGCAAUCACCUAUGACGCUACGUUCAGCGACAGUCCUUCGAGUAGUUUCAAGCCAAAGGGAGGCGACGAACAUGUAGAGUUCAGCUCCGUCGCUCACUUGGGAUAUGACAAGUUCCAUCUAGGACCCCUCAGCCCAUCCUUCUAUGUGCCAUCUUCAUCCAUACCCAACCUGUUCGUUUUUACUGAGGCGUUGCCUAAUGACCAGGCUGUUGGCAACGCAUGGUACAAGAACGGACUUAAUUUGUUCUUCAAUGUAACCGAGGAUGUCUUUGAAGCAUUUGCGUCUGAACCGGCGUUGACGGGCUGCGAAGUAUACCAAGAUGUUUGA